CUUGUCACCACUGACUGCUGCACACAGAGGAAACGGUACGCUGCUCUCUCUCGGGCUGUGCUCAGACCCUAUCUCUUAUCUCAUCCGCCCUCGGUCUGUUUACACGCAAAACAGUCCGUUGUUGACUGGAAUACGAUACGAAGAUCCUGCUUCUAGGCUGGUUUUCUACAAGUGUUCUUCUGCUCAGUAUGCCAGAACGCAUGGACUAAUUUAACGACGAUGGCUUCGUUGCGAAUGGUCGCCAAACUCCGGGCUGGAGUUGUCGGAUGUACUGAACCGUUCCGCUACGCACUCAAAACAACCCGAUCUCCGGUGAAAUUACUGCAUACGGUAUUCAAGCAUCAGCAUUCAGUCUGGUUUAGCCAGGCUAAGUCUCUGUGGCUUCAAGUCAUGUGGAGAUUGAUCCAUCCCAGACAGCCACAGUGGAGAUGUCCUCCCCAAGUGGUCUUCUGCAGUACUGUAGCACCCUCUAGUGAUGUGGUGUUGCAGUAUAAACAUGGACGUCCGGUGCUGGCCGUGCUGCUGCCCUCCAGGCAGGAGAGCUGUCUGUUCUUCCUCAGGCCCAUGUUAAUGACUGUAGGAGACCUCAUCCACGACCUGCAGAGAGAAGACCCAGGAGUCACCUCUGUCUCUGUGCUCACCAAGGAUGGAGUGCGGGUGGCUAACAGCACCUCUAUAGACAGUCUCCUGGACAAAGACUUCCAGCUCCUCAUCAAUGAUGCUGUAUACAACAUCCACUCCCCUGAAAGAGAGGCGUCCAGUGUGUCCAGUGAGCAUGUGGUGGACGUGGAGGACAUGAAGCACAUGGUGCAGCUGCUCCACACGGCCCUCCACCUGCCUGACCACCACCUGCUGAAGGAGAGACAGCUGCUGGAGAGACUGGAUGGACUCAAACAGGACCUCUCACCUCUAGAACAGGUGAAGGCACAGCUAGCGCGCAGUGCGGAGUUCCACUCCUCCAGGACUCUGUGGACAGGUGUGGCCCUGCUGUCUGUGCAGGGCGGGGCCUUGGCCUGGCUCACCUGGUGGGUGUACUCCUGGGAUGUCAUGGAGCCCGUCACCUACUUCCUCACCUACUGCACCAGCAUCGGAGUCUUCGCCUACUAUGUCCUCACCAAGCAGGAUUAUGUCUAUCCAGACGCCAAAGACAGGCAGUUCCUGUAUUACUUCCACAAGGGUGCCAAGAAGGAGCGCUUCAACGUGCAGAAGUACAAUGAGCUGAGAGAGGAGUUGGCUUCGGUGGAAGAAGAUUUGAGACGUCUAAGGAAUCCAACCCAACUUCAACUCCCUGUAGAACAGAUCCAGAGCCAGCCAUGAAGAGUAACACCACACACACACACACACACACACACCACGUCAAACUGAAGGACUACUGAGCAGCAUUUCUUCCCAUUUUAUUUUGAUAACGAUGCCUUUUUCUUACUAACCCUGCAGAUCAUUUGAGUUUUGGUUUACACCGUUUACAAUGUUGGAAGUCAUAUGUGCUAAUAGAAGUAUAGUAAAAAAUAUCAUAUGAAAAAGCAUCUUCCUGAAUACUAAUCAACUUUUCUCUGCAUUCCUGGCCGUUGCAGUAAUUCAAUAUAGUAGCUAGUUUAGUUUCUAUAGAAGAGCAAAGUUCUGAAUAGUGAUGACGUGUAUAUGACGAGAUGAUCCAUUCUGAAUGUUUACAAAGAUUAAGAGAACUGAGACAAAUUACAUUUCGAUAUUUUAUUGCACCUCAAUUCAGACCUUUUUGUUUCAAUCAUCAAAACCCCAAACAUAUUUCAACAGUUUCACAACUUUCAUUUUAUAAAUGAGAGAUUCUAAUUCAAUAAGAGCCCCACACACCUGUGCAAAUUCUGUUAGUGCAAAUUCUAUUAGUGCAAACCCAAUCUCCCAAAAGGUCAGAGAUAAAUUUCCCUGGUGGACCACAUAACAAGAAAAGUACAUUACUCUUACUAAGCAAUGGUUCCUUAUAUUCACCCAUGGAGACUAAAAUAGUCCUCAUUUUCUUAUACACAAAUAGAAACAUGAAUUGGUGUCCAGCACUCAGGUUCACAUACAAAUGAGUAAUACCUCGUGCAUUGUCAUUGCUUUAGUAAAUAUCUCCACGUGACUAACAAUGAUUUAUUUUUUGAAACAUGAGAUGGUUGGUUGUUUGGAAUUCUGAGAUGUCUUAUCUGAGCUAUAUAAUGCAAUACUUGUGCAUCUUUUCUGGCUGAAGAAUAUGGCUGUAGUCACGUGGUGUAAAAAAUGCUAUUUAAAAAGAUUGGUACUGUUAAAGUUGUUCAAUAUUGGGGCGGCAGGUAGCCAAGCGGUUAGAGAUGCGUAAUUGACCAAUAAAGUGAUCUUAUGAUGAAACAGUUGUCAAAUACCCUCAAUAAAAAAGAACAAUGGUAAAAA
Molecule: messenger RNA, 2382 nt
Organism: Salmo salar (Atlantic salmon)
Lineage: Eukaryota; Metazoa; Chordata; Actinopteri; Salmoniformes; Salmonidae
Product: calcium uniporter protein, mitochondrial
Biological process (GO): mitochondrial calcium ion homeostasis; calcium import into the mitochondrion
Cellular component (GO): uniplex complex
Molecular function (GO): calcium channel inhibitor activity
Source: RefSeq, a predicted model, not a curated record